AUGCAUGCUCAACCGAGACCAAUUAUUGAUGGUGGCCAUCUUCUUCGUCAAUUAGAACAAUAUGUUCGUAAUGGUCAUUUGAAGCCUACGACUCUAUUUUGUACAGCUGAUAUUACGAACUUAUAUACAAUGUUACCACAAGACGAGUCACUUAAAAUCCUCAAAGAACUUCUUCUUGAACAUCAUUAUGAGAAAGUCCAAGGUAUUCCAAUUGGAAUUAUUCUUCAAUUAGCUGAUCUUGUUCUCAAAGAGAUUGCAUUUGUCGAUGGAAAUAAAUUCUAUCGACAAAUUAUUGGUGGUGCAAUGGGAUCACCGUUUACUUUAACAUUAGCCAAUAUUUUCAUGUGGAAAUGGGAAAAAGAUGCCAUUUGUGGUGCAAUAGGACCCCAUGAAAUCUAUGGCCGAUAUAUUGAUGAUAUCUUCUUUACUUUUAAUGAUCCAAAGGCAAAAAUCGAAGCAGUCAUCAAGAAAGCUAAUGCCUUUCAUCCAAACAUUAAAUUAGAAGCUAAUAUUGGUAGUUGUGUUUCAUUUCUUGAUCUUCUCAUCAACAAUAAGAAUGGUGUUUUAUUCACAUCUGUCUAUCAUAAACCAGCAGCAGAACCCUGUGUUGUACCAUUUAUUUCUGAUCAUCCACGUCAUGUAUUUUCGAAUAUUAUUCAAGCUGCUCUUCUUAGAGCUGUACGUUAUUCAUCAACAUUAGACAUUUUUGAAAAGGAACGUCGUUCUAUUCGAUUGAUGUUGCUCUAUAAUGGGUAA
Rotaria socialis is the source of this 756-nucleotide messenger RNA. NCBI's taxonomy places the organism in Eukaryota, Metazoa, Rotifera, Eurotatoria, Philodinida, Philodinidae. The record is from the annotation of a GenBank genome assembly.